Suillus paluster is the source of this 411-nucleotide messenger RNA. RefSeq lists its product as uncharacterized. The transcript has 2 exons. Lineage: Eukaryota; Fungi; Basidiomycota; Agaricomycetes; Boletales; Suillaceae. The record is from RefSeq and is a predicted model, not a curated record. Bases 1 to 411 code for a protein of 136 amino acids.
AUGGUCAACUUUAGACCUGCCACAUUCGUUCGCAAACGCAAGUUCGAAUCGGACGAUGAAGACUAUUCGCACCUGCCGACCAUUUAUGUGAAGAGGGCGAAGCCCUCAGUGCCAAAGACCCAGCCACUGCCAGCUGGACGUUACGUUCUGAGAUUUCAGAAACAAUUCCUCGCCGAGGUGGUAGUAGGUCCCGCGGCGCGCGCUCCUUCGCCGCCACCGCCUCCUUCACCUUCUCCGCCGCCUCCUCCUUCACCUUCGCCGCCGCCGCCGCCGCCUCCUCCUCCUCCUUCGCCUUCUCCCCCGCUUCCUCUUUUUCUUCCUAGCCCUACACCCAGUCCCGGUCCCAACCGUUCGGCGUUUGGCUAUCCGCGGCUGCUGUUGCGCCGCGACCGAUGGAUGGACGACUUGUGA